Alternaria atra is the source of this 1476-nucleotide messenger RNA. RefSeq lists its product as uncharacterized. The coding region runs from base 1 to 1476 and encodes 491 amino acids. Lineage: Eukaryota; Fungi; Ascomycota; Dothideomycetes; Pleosporales; Pleosporaceae. Gene Ontology annotation, molecular function: NADP binding; flavin adenine dinucleotide binding; N,N-dimethylaniline monooxygenase activity. The transcript has 2 exons. The record is from RefSeq and is a predicted model, not a curated record.
AUGAUCGACUCGUACUUCGACGUCUUGAUAAUCGGCAGCGGCCUCAGCGGCAUCAACUCCGCCUAUCGCAUCCAAGAAUCGCUUCCCAAUGCCAAAUUCGCUGUCCUCGAAGCGCGUCACGAACUCGGUGGAACAUGGUCGCAGUUCAGAUAUCCCGGUGUUCGAUCAGACUCUGAUCUGCAUACCCUGGGCUUCAACUUCUACCCGUGGAGGGCGAAGAACCCGAUCGCGAGGGGAGAGGCAAUCAUGAGCUAUCUGCAGGAAACGGCACAUGAGUUUGAUCUGGACAAGAAGAUUCGGUAUAGACACAAGGUUAUGAAGGCGGAUUGGAGGAGUGAGGAACAGCGCUGGAGGCUGGAAGUGGAAGUGAAUAACGAGGUUGGAAGAGAGCCACGGAGAGUGGUGUACUGGACUAAGUGGCUGAUCACGGGCACCGGAUACUACAACUACGACGAGCCGUUGAACGCAAAUAUCCCGGGAAUUGACAAGUUCCAGGGUAAGAUUGUGCACCCACAGUUCUGGCCUGAGGAUCUGAACUACAAGGGCAAAAAGAUGGUUGUUGUGGGCAGUGGCGCGACGACGAUUACGCUGCUUCCUGCGCUGGUGGAUGGUGGUGUGGGUAGUGUGACACAGUUACAGAGGAGUCCCUCGUAUAUUAUGAGCCUUCCCCAAGAAGACCAAGCAUGGUUCGAGAAAUGGGCACCAGAGUGGUUCACCCUUCGGUACAAACGCUUCAUGUUCACCCUCAUUCCCAUACUCCUCUACAAGUUCUGCAUCUGGUUCCCCAAACUCGCACAAUCCUUCCUCGUCAAGAAAGCCGCCGCGCAGCUUCCCCCCGAUUUCCCCGUCGACCCUCACUUCAAGCCUGGCUACAACCCCUGGCAACAACGCAUGUGUCUCUGUCCCGAUGGCGACUACUUCAAGGCCUUCAGCUCAGGCAAAGCGCAUAUCGUCACGGAUACCAUCAAGAGCGUUGUCUCAGACGGCAUUGAACUCAGCAGCGGGCAGAAGCUAGACGCAGACAUCAUCGUUACAGCCACAGGUCUCAACAUGCGUUUCCUCGGUGGCAUCGACGUCAGUGUCGACGGCAAGAAAGUCGACGUGGCAUCUCAGUACAUGUGGCGCAACUCCAUGCUCACUUCUCUCCCUAAUCUUGGCAACAUCAUCGGAUACUGGAACGCGUCAUGGACACUGGGCUCUGAUACUGCAUCUCGUCUUUUCGUCCGCCUCAUCAAGCACCAGCAGAAACACGGUUACACAAGUGUAGUGCCGGUGAUUGACGCAAAGGAUAAGGAGAAGACGGUCAGCGCGAGUCCGCUUAACAGCACGUAUGUCACGAAUGCGCUGAAGAAGAUGCCGAACUGUGCAGAUACCGGACCGUGGAAGCCGCGCGACAACUGGUUUUCAGAUAACUGGGGAGUCACAAGGGGAAGUUUGGAGGAUGGGCUCAAGUGGGAAAAGGUAGCUGUUGAAUAG